This is a messenger RNA of Lolium rigidum, 2430 nucleotides long. RefSeq names its product tRNA ligase 1-like. Bases 228 to 2198 code for a protein of 656 amino acids. NCBI's taxonomy places the organism in Eukaryota, Viridiplantae, Streptophyta, Magnoliopsida, Poales, Poaceae. The transcript is spliced from 18 exons. Gene Ontology annotation, biological process: tRNA splicing, via endonucleolytic cleavage and ligation. Gene Ontology annotation, molecular function: RNA ligase (ATP) activity. The record is from RefSeq and is a predicted model, not a curated record.
UAGAAACUGGGGCCGCCACAUCCCGACGCUUGCAGGAGCCUCAUCAACGCCAACGCUUGCCCCAACCUCUCCGUUCUCAUCGCGAGUCCCACCGCCCGGCCGUACAAACGUUUUUCCCCGAUCCACUCCAUCCUCCCGCCGCUGGACGCUUCUCCGACCUGGAUUUCUCUCCGCUUGCAUAGUUACGUUUGCUCGCUAUAGCUGAAUUGGAAGGAAAUAAUUGAAGGAUGGCGACAACAUCACUAAUUUCUGAAGCAUUCAGAAGUUUAAGCACCUGGGCCCACCCCUGGUCCUCGGAGGUGGCGGCUGAGCAGGGUGGCGCAUCGAGGUUGUUCACGGGGGCCGCGGACUUUGCCGUGGACAAUAACACAUUCGCGCAGGCGCAGAUCAGGGCUGCUUUUUACCCCAAAUUCGAGAACGAGAAGUCCGAUCAAGAGACAAGAAAACGGAUGAUUGAGAUGGUGUCGCGUGGCUUUGCUACCAUGGAGGUUACGCUGAAGCAUUCAGGAUCUCUAUUCAUGUAUGCUGGUUAUCGUGGAGCAUAUUCCAAGAAUAGCUUUGGAAACAUCUACACUGCUGUGGGCGUUUUUGUCCUGGACCGUAUGUUUCAUGAAGCUUGGGGGAAGGAAGCUCCUCAAAUGCAAGCUGAAUUUAAUGAUUAUCUCCAGAAAAACCGGAUAAACAUUUCAAUGGAACUUGUGACGGCUGAAUUAGGAGACCAUGGGCAACGGCCAAAGGAUGAUUAUGCCGUGGUCACAGCUGUAACAGAGUUGGGUCAUGGAAAACCGAAGUUCUAUUCUACUCCAGCCGUGAUUGCCUUUUGUCGAAAAUGGCGCCUAUCAACAAAUCAUGUCUGGCUAUUUUCCACGAGGGAAUCUGCCACUUCUUUUUUCGGUGCCUAUGAUGCAUUGUGUGAAGAGGGGACUGCCACACAAGUUUGCAAAGCCCUUGAUAAAAUAGCUGACAUAUCUGUACCAGGGUCAAAGGAUCAUUUAGUGGUACAGGGUGAGAUACUUGAAGGUCUGGUUGCCCGUAUUGUUAGUCAUCAAAGUUCAGAUGAAAUGAAAGAAGUCUUGAGAAGCCUCUCAGAGACUCCAUUCCAUGGAGUUGACUCCGAUUUAGGACCAAGUUUACGUGAAAUAUGUGCGGCUAAUAGGUCAGAUGAAAAACAGAAAAUUAAAGCACUUCUUGAAAAUGUCGGAUCUUCAUUGUGUCCAGACCACUCUGAUUGGCUUGAUGCUCAGUCUCCAAACGCUGAUAAAUCAUUUGUCACUUACUUUUUGGAAGCACAUCCUACAGACUAUGCAACUAAGAAAUUGCAGGAGAUGAUUCGUUUGAUGAAGCAGAGACAUUUCCCUGCAGCGUUCAAAUGUUACUCGAAAUACCAAAAUGCUGAUAACUUGUAUUACAAGAUGGUUAUCCAUGUGCGCAGUGAUUCUAUUUUUAGACGUUAUCAGCAACAGAUGAGGAAAAAUCAAGGGUUAUGGCCACUGUACAGGGGUUUCUUCGUUGAUAUAAACCUGUUCAAGGUGAACAAUAAGAAGGCUGCUGAAGUUUCCAAAGACAGUAACACUUCACUGGAAAUUAUUGACUGUGCCUUGAAUUCAAGUUUGUUAGCUAGGGAUGGUCUGGAUGACGAGGACUCAAGUUUGAUGCUCAAACUAAAAUUCCUGAAUUAUAAGAUCAGGACAAUUUUAAUUCGGGAUGGCCUCUCCACCCUUUUCAAAGAAGAUGGUCUAUCUGAUUAUCAAACUUAUUACCUGAGGCAAAUGAUGAAUUGGGGAACAUCAGCACGUAAACAGGAAGAGCUUUGUGAACUGUUGGAUCAAUGGGCUGUCUACAUUAGAGAGAAGUGUGGCAAUAAGCCACUCUCGACCUCAGCGUAUCUUAGUGAGGCAGAGCCUUUUCUUGAACAAUAUGCUAAGCGCAGCCCUGCAAACCGGGCUUUGGUAGGGGCUGUUGGUGUCUUGGAUCAAGCAGAAAAUUUGAGAGAUGGAGAGCAUGAUCUUCAGCCAGAACGUGGGGCAGCACCUUCUAGUCCUACAAGGUCCCUGGUGAUCCCUGGUGAUGCUAUCCAUCCCCAACCCGAUGUGCAAACGAACCUUGUCGAUGAUCAUGCUCACGGCAUGGUGGAUUUGGAAGCAUUAGAACAAGGACCUCUUGGACAACCCUUAGACCUUAGUAUCCUCGCUGCUUGACACGAUCAAAACAGAGGCAAAAUCGUGGGUUAGCGCAGCAGCACGGGGUCUUCGGCAGCUUAUCCCUAGUUAGCUUUCUGGGUUGAGUUAUAUGGCACGGUGUUAAUCCAUUAUUGGGCUUGUACAUAUAACUUUCUUUUCUAUCAAUGCAUCAAAAUGCAAUGCUUUUUGCGUUUUUGCGACAAAAAGUCAUACACCAUGUUUCCAAAACUGAGGGCCUUAUUGUCUUCUU